Molecule: messenger RNA, 5276 nt
Organism: Mustela lutreola (European mink)
Lineage: Eukaryota; Metazoa; Chordata; Mammalia; Carnivora; Mustelidae
Gene: VANGL2
Product: VANGL planar cell polarity protein 2
Exons: 11
Coding region: 3376-4941 (521 amino acids)
Biological process (GO): establishment of planar polarity; multicellular organism development; Wnt signaling pathway, planar cell polarity pathway
Cellular component (GO): plasma membrane
Source: RefSeq, a predicted model, not a curated record
GGAGCCCUUAGUUUCCCUUUUCCCUGGUGAGAAGCGUGGCGGGGGUGGGGCUGUGGUCUGGGGCCCGGUCCGAGGGUGAGGACCAGGAGCUGAGGCAGUGAGGGGGCAAAUGACCGUGUGUUGGGGAGAGAGCGGGUGGGCACCCCUUGGAGGCCGUCCUCACCAUCCUGGUAGUGUGGCGGGGGAUCACCACUGGGAAGUGGGUGUACCUCUCCCCACAGAAGCAGUGUCUACCCCCUCUGCCUCUCCUCUCUCUUGUCCUUUCUCUUUUGGGGUGAAGGGAAGGGGCGGAUCAUGCACGCUUUGUUCUGCCCUGCCCUCCCAGACGCUGCCCUGUCGCCCGCAGCAGUGAGGGGGAGCCGCCCAGUUUUAGGGGCUAAGGUGGUGACCACGCAAGUUUAUCAGGGUCUCUGAGGAACUACACUAUUGGAAUGUCUGACUCCCUAAAGGGCAUGUACCAUUGGAAUGUUCUUUCUCUAGUCCCCGGGGCUCCCCGGCUUCCCUAAAACUCCGGGAUGAGGGUAGUGGGAGUUAGAACAUGUUGGGACUAGGGCUGUGGGCAGAGCAGGAAGGACCAGAUGCGUGAUACCCCCAAGCCGGACACCUGACGGGGCGGGCUCCUGUGGUGAGCAGGGCUCUUAAAUCUAGGAUGGGGGGUUCAGGCUCUCUGCGUGCCGGUGGGGCGUCCUCCCAAGGAGGCGGUGUUGUGCUCAGAGGCUGGCAGGGGCUUCUCUGGGACCAGUGGCCACACUGGAUCCUCCUGCCCCCUUGUCUUGCUCCUGCACAGUCAUUCCGCCGAUUCCUCCAAGACAGGCCUCUCUGGUGUGGCCCUCAGCAAAUUCUGCUCCUUCAGAGUGUGAGGAAGGGCCCCCUUUCCUGGCCCUAGAGCAGGACAGACUUUUUAUCUGUUUAUCUGGCUUCCCAGAGGCCCUUCUGGCUAGAGGGGGGGGGGGGUGUGUGUACUUGGCUACCAGAAGCGUUGUGGGGAGAAGAGGAAUGAGCUCGGGGACUCUCCUCCUCUCCUCUGAGUUGUAGGGACUCCUCUCUGCUCUGCUGUGCCUUCUGCCCCCAGCAGCUCCCUACACCCUCACGGCGUUGGUUGGAAUUAGUCCUUCAUGGUGCCCUAAUGUGGGGCAAGUUCUUAAACCCCAUUCUUUAGCCUGUUAUGUAUCUUAGGACACCCUCCUCCAACCCCAGAUGGGGCGUUCCUGCAGGAACCCCAGGCCCCCAGUGAUGUCCUUGCCUGGCUCUCGGCUUGCUUCUGCUUUCUCAGUUUUGCCCCUUCCUAGUUCUGAGACCUCAGACAGAGGAGGUAACUUUUUGAAGCCUCACCCGUAAAACGGAGUUAAUAGUACACCCUACCUCUUUGGUUUACGAGGCUAAGUGAAGGCACGGAGAGCCUCCGCACGGCGCCUGGCUCCUAGGGAGCGCUCGGUGGAGUGGUUUGGGGUCUCGCUGAUCAUGGUGGGGGGCAGCGCUGAGUUGGGAAGCAGAGCGAGGUGUUGGCCCGGCUCUCCUGGCAGACCACGUUGGGCACUGCCCGCUGUCUGCCCGGCGCCGUGGGAAGCGCCGCGGAGAGGGGCGGAUGAAACGGGCUUUCACAGGGAGACGUGCGGAAACACGUCGAGCUGCUGCAGCCCCGUGAGUGCCGUGUGGAGGUGUGUUCCGGAGGCCACCGGAGCCUGGAGCCAGAGUGCUCGGCCCUGCGGUGGGUGUCCGGGAAGGCCCUGGAAGGAGAUGUGCCAUUUGCUGGCUGUUUUUUUGAACAGGUGAAACUCACAUAACAUAAAUUAACCAUUUAAAAAGCAAAAGAUUUUAUUUGCUAGAGAUAGCGAGAGCGAGAGUGCACAAGCAGUAGAGGGAGAGGGAGACGCAGGCUCCCUGCUGAGCAGGAAGCCCGAUGCGGGGCUGGAUCCCAGGACCCUGAGAUCGUGACCUGGAUGCUUCGCGGACGGAGCCCUUCAGGUACCCCUGAAAUUGACCAUUUUAAAGUGCGCGUUGGCAUUUAGUACGUUGGCAGUGUUGUCCAAGCGUGGCCUCUGUCUGAAAGCCUUUCCCCCACACCGAAAGGAGACUUGUCUGCAAAGCAGUUGCACCCCUGCUCCUGGCAACCACCGGUCAUUCAGAACAUUUACCUGUUCAGGAUGUUUCAUAGAAAUGAAAUUAUACAACGUGUGACCUCUUCUGUCUGUCUGUCUGCCUUCGCUGGGCACCUGCUCUUCAGGGCUCCUCCCUGUGAGAACAGGUGUCAGAACCUUAGUCCUUUUCACGGCUGAAUCGUAUUCCAUGGUGUGGAUGGACUUUAGCAGGAUGGAUAGUAUGAGCCGGGCAGACGGGGCGGGGCCCGCGGGGGCUCUGCAGGUCCACGCCAUGCGUGCCGAAGGAUCGGGGGUGUUGCUGAGCGGCACGCAGCAUGAUACUGUUGGAUCUUAGGUUACGGUGGGGACCUGGCCUCAGUUUCCCUGCCUGUAGAAGGAAGUCCCCUGAGGUUGGUGGCGUUGGAAGCAAUAGGGAGGGAGAGUCUGGGAUCCUGUUGCCCUUCGCAGGGUCUGCGUGGAGGACGGGACUUCCUUGCUCUCUCCUCAUCUUUCCCAGGUGGCUCCGUACUGUUCACAUCUGCCCUCGGCCCUACCUGUCCUUCAGCUCUACCGGACGCCAACUUCCCCAUCUCUGAAUUGACCUGACAUUUCUUCUCUCACCAUCUCCAGACCCCCGCCCCCUCCAGCCUUCCCUGCUCUGGCCUGCCUCCUGGUGACCUGACCCAGACGGCCCUCCUGUGAUCUGGAGAGAAGGGAGGAGGCCAUGGGAACCGGAAGUGGGACCAUGGCAGGUGCACCCUGUAAAGGGCGAAGAGGUGGGAACUGACGUUUCAUUGUUCCCGACUCCGUGAUGUUCUGUCUACGCUAUUUUGUGGAAAACUCUUCACCUUCUGCAGUAGGAGCUCUUCCUCCCUUUCACUGGCCUGAACACGGGUUUAGAGAAGCCUUGGCUACUCCGAGGACCAGGCGUCUCAUGGAGGAACCUGGUGUCGCUCUUGAGAGGAGCACGCAAAGCCAGAGCUUUAGUGAGGUCUGACGGGGGAGGCCAAACAGGCGUGCCCGAGAUGUGGCCGAGGUGUCUUUCUCUGGGUUGCAUGUUUUUAUCUUGGAACAUAGGGUUGCCUCUGGAAGGCCUCCUUCCUCCAGGAACGCCGCUUGAUUUUCUCUGAGACAAGCCCACCCGUCCAGCAAGAUAGAGUCCCUCAGGGUGACGGUUGAUUUCCUGAAGGUGCCCCUUGGCCUGAAGAAGCCGGUGCUGAAGGAGGCGGCUGUGGGGCCCCCCAGAAGGCCCCAGCCCGUGGCCCUGGAGCGCUACAAGGCACGGCGUUCGGACGCCAUGGACACCGAGUCCCAGUACUCGGGCUAUUCCUACAAGUCGGGCCACUCCCGCAGCUCCCGCAAGCACAGGGACCGCCGGGACCGGCACCGCUCCAAGAGCCGCGAUGGGAGCCGCGGUGACAAGUCCGUGACGAUCCAGGCUCCAGGGGAGCCCCUGCUGGACAACGAGUCCACGCGAGGGGAUGAACGGGAUGACAACUGGGGGGAGACGACCACAGUGGUAACAGGCACCUCAGAGCACAGCAUCUCCCACGAUGACCUCACGCGCAUCGCCAAGGACAUGGAGGACAGCGUCCCACUGGACUGCUCCCGUCACCUGGGUGUGGCGGCGGGGGCCACGCUGGCACUGCUGUCCUUCCUCACGCCGCUGGCUUUCCUGCUGCUGCCCCCGCUGCUGUGGCGGGAGGAGCUGGAGCCCUGCGGGACGGCCUGUGAAGGCCUCUUCAUCUCCGUGGCCUUCAAGCUGCUCAUCCUGCUGCUGGGCAGCUGGGCCCUGUUCUUCCGGCGGCCCAAGGCCUCGCUGCCGCGCGUCUUCGUGCUGCGCGCGCUGCUCAUGGUGCUGGUCUUCCUGCUCGUGGUGUCCUACUGGCUCUUCUACGGCGUGCGCAUCCUGGACGCCCGCGAGCGCAGCUACCAGGGCGUCGUCCAGUUCGCUGUGUCGCUGGUGGACGCCCUGCUCUUCGUGCACUAUCUGGCCGUGGUCCUGCUGGAGCUGCGCCAGCUGCAGCCCCAGUUCACGCUCAAGGUCGUGCGCUCCACUGACGGCGCCAGCCGCUUCUACAAUGUGGGCCACCUCAGCAUCCAGCGAGUGGCAGUGUGGAUCCUGGAGAAGUAUUACCAUGACUUCCCUGUCUACAACCCCGCCCUCCUCAACCUGCCCAAGUCCGUCCUGGCCAAGAAAGUGUCUGGCUUCAAGGUGUACUCCCUCGGAGAGGAAAACAGCACCAACAACUCCACGGGCCAGUCCCGGGCUGUGAUCGCGGCGGCUGCUCGGAGGAGGGACAACAGCCACAACGAGUACUACUACGAGGAGGCAGAGCACGAGCGGAGGGUGCGCAAGCGGCGGGCCAGGCUUGUGGUGGCGGUGGAGGAGGCCUUCACGCACAUUAAGCGGCUGCAGGAGGAGGAGCAGAAGAACCCCAGGGAGGUGAUGGACCCCCGGGAGGCGGCGCAGGCCAUCUUUGCCUCCAUGGCUCGGGCCAUGCAGAAGUACCUUCGCACCACCAAGCAACAGCCCUACCACACCAUGGAGAGCAUCCUCCAGCACCUGGAGUUCUGCAUCACUCACGACAUGACGCCCAAGGCCUUCCUGGAGCGGUACCUGGCGGCCGGACCCACCAUCCAGUACCACAAGGAGCGCUGGCUGGCCAAACAGUGGACGCUGGUGAGCGAGGAGCCGGUGACCAAUGCGCUCAAGGACGGCAUCGUUUUCCUCCUGAAGCGCCAGGACUUUAGCCUGGUGGUGAGCACCAAGAAGGUCCCCUUCUUCAAACUCUCCGAGGAGUUUGUGGACCCCAAGUCGCACAAGUUCGUCAUGAGGUUGCAGUCUGAGACCUCGGUGUGAUGGAGCCGCAGGGCCGGGGCGCAGGUCCCACGGGCGGGGGCGCGCUCGGCCCCCACUUCUGCCACCCUUCGGGCCCUGCCCCCGUUCCCUUUUACUUGAAUUGAGCCCCACCCGUCUGCCCCCUUCCUCCCUGGUUGCCCCACGGGGGCCUCAAGAGGCCCCUGCGUCGUCAGCAGAGCCUGGGAAGCUCGCCCUCCGUCCCCAGCCCUCACUUGGUGUCAUCGUGCAGGAAGCCCUGCCUCUCCCUCUCUCCCUCCCGGGUGGCGCUCUCUCCUGAGCCCCCAGCGCCCCCCCAAACCAGGUUCUGGUAGCAGUUUCCGCCUGUGGCCCCGAUG